Messenger RNA from Lineus longissimus, 1551 nucleotides. Its product is annotated as spermatogenesis-associated protein 17-like. Gene Ontology annotation, cellular component: spindle pole. The transcript has 8 exons. Gene Ontology annotation, biological process: mitotic cell cycle; establishment of meiotic spindle localization; spindle organization. NCBI's taxonomy places the organism in Eukaryota, Metazoa, Nemertea, Pilidiophora, Heteronemertea, Lineidae. Gene Ontology annotation, molecular function: calmodulin binding. The record is from RefSeq and is a predicted model, not a curated record. Bases 18 to 1112 code for a protein of 364 amino acids.
UCCCCGAACUCCUGAAAAUGACGUCACUUCCUAGCAACGUAAAUAAAGAUGACAAGAUGGCCAGAAUGGUCGGAUUGUUGAAAGAAGUGGACGGAAUUGUCAAUGAAACAUACGAUAGGAACAAUGAAGCAGAAGAAAGGCGAGAAAAUGAAUUUCAGGCCGUGCUGAAAGUACAAGCCUGGUGGAGAGGACAAACAACAAGAGCUUACUUAACACAUUUGAAUCAGAGUGCUACUGCUGUACAAAGACGAUGGCGUGGAUUUCUUGGAAGGAAGCACUUCAGAGUUCUGCUGAAAAACAGUGUAUUUAUUAUGAAGUUGAACCACUACAAUUUAAUGGCCACAUUAAUCCAGAAAGUGUGGCGUGGUUACUACACAAGGAAAUACAUCUUCAAUUACUACAGCAGGAAGCGCUACCUUGAGGGCCUCGUCAUCAAGAACGAGUACGUCCGGAGGGAACUACAGCAGUUCAAAGAGGAGCAGGAUGAGAUGGAAGCAAAGAAGAAGGAGAUGGCAGAGUUAGACAAGUUGGAGAUGUGGGCGAGGAAGAGUCAUCACUUGCUGAGUACAGAGGUUCUCCCUGGGAUGUAUAAUUCUCCGUUCCUAAUGUAUCCGAAAGACGAAGAAUAUCUCCUCCAAAGAGCACGUCCGCUAAGUCACAAAAAGGAAAAGCCGGUGAUGGAACCAUUUGAUCCAACGUGUAAAAGUUACGGUCUACCACGGCCAAGGACAUUACCACCCUUGCCUCAGAAACCGCAGGGUCCUUUCAGAGAGCUUGAUGAUGUCCAAAAGCAACGAUACAAACCCUUCCAGCCGACAUUACGGGUGGCCACAGAUUAUUUCUCGGUCGAGAAAGCGAGGGAAUAUUUGAAACAAGACGAGUGGGUCACUAGGUUUAAUGAUGAUGUUUUCUUACCGUUUACAAGACAAAAAAUACCGUACGAACACCUUUUGCACUCGACAUCAAAAUAUGGGCACCUGCCAUACGGGACGAAAUACUUCCGACAUGAAUACCUUGACAAGCACAUCAGUUCUCAGCCCUUCCAGUCAGUUGUGCCACCCAUCCCAAUCUUGGAGAAAUUGAACGACACGUACUCGCAGGGUCAGGUGUAGCCAGCUCGUCACGUAAAACUCUUGUCAUCGAAUCAUUCGUCCAUACUCAUUACCCUCAUCCAUUAGGAACACUGCAAAAAGAACUAUGUUUAUGUGGAACUCCUUUUCUUGGUCACUGACUGUUUGAAUAUCUACAAUACUGUAAGCCCCAACAUUUUGGUUGCUGUUCAAUAUUUUGCAGUUAAAAAAAGGUAUGUCAUCAUUGAAGUGUCCAAUUAUUGAGAUUGGAAAAGAAAAUUACCUUCUGCAAAGAAUUGUAGGCACUAAAAUACAAAUCAAGCACAUAUGGGCAACUAAAUUGAGAUUUGCAUUUCAGAAGUCAGAAAUGUUGAUGUGUCCUAUUAAGUAACGUUGUUGUCUUCACUUAGUUGUCUCUUUGCCCUGAACUUAACCAAUUUUAAUGUAAAUUUUGUCAAAAAAAGAUGAAUUAAAUAUUUUG